This is a messenger RNA of Microtus ochrogaster (prairie vole), 1139 nucleotides long. RefSeq names its product H-2 class I histocompatibility antigen, D-37 alpha chain-like. Gene Ontology annotation, cellular component: external side of plasma membrane. The record is from RefSeq and is a predicted model, not a curated record. Lineage: Eukaryota; Metazoa; Chordata; Mammalia; Rodentia; Cricetidae. Gene Ontology annotation, molecular function: peptide antigen binding; signaling receptor binding. Gene Ontology annotation, biological process: immune response; antigen processing and presentation of endogenous peptide antigen via MHC class I via ER pathway, TAP-independent; antigen processing and presentation of endogenous peptide antigen via MHC class Ib.
UGGGAAGUAUAAACUGCUGGUGGUUUCAGUUUUGCUCUCUCUUGCUUCCAGGUCACUACAGGAAUGUUUGGAUCUCACUGUGCACUGCUCCCAGGCUCUGCUUCCCUAUUUUGCCCCAGAUGUGUCCUUCCUUCCUGCCUCCUCCAGCGCUGUUCAUUGCUGUGGGCUACCGAGACAACAGGAAGUUCAAGCGAUUUGAGCCCAGAGUAUAGAGGGUGGACCGAGCAGAAGGAGCUGGAGCACUGGGGACCCACAGGAGCACAGAUAGAAUUUCCAAACCUGCCUUCAGAACCUGUUCGAACACUACAACUUAAGUCCACUGGUUCGCACUCCCUGCGGUAUUUCUUCACCGCCGUGUCCCGGCCCGGCCUCGGGGAGCCCCGGUUCAUUGCCGUCGGCUACGUGGACGACACGCAGUUCGUGCGCUACGACAGCGAAGCGGAGACUCCGAGGAUGGGACCACGGGUGCCGUGGAUGGAGCAGGAGGGGCCGGAGUAUUGGGAGAGAGAGACACGGAAAGCCAGGAACACAGGGAAGAACUUCAAAUUGAAUCUCCAGACUCUGCUUGGCUACUACAAUCAGAGUGACGACGAACCUCACACUCUGCAGUGGAUGUAUGGCUGUGACCUGGGUCCAGAUGGACGCCUGCUCCGUGGGUACUGUCAGGAGGCUUACGAUGGCCGGGAUUAUAUCUCUCUGAACGAGGACCUGAAAUCCUGGACCACAACCGAUGCGGCCUCUCAGAUCUCUAAGCGCAAGUCAGAGAACGUGAACGAGGCCGACCACCAGAGAGCAUACCUGCAGGGCCCCUGCAUAGACUGGCUCCAUAGAUACCUGCAGUUGGGGAACGCUACCCUGCUGCACACAGGUACCAGGAGACCUUCGCUUUUCCUCGGUAGUGUGGGAGAAGGGCUUGGGGCAUCCUCAGAGGAAGAACGCUGUCCAGCAGGCACCAGGCUGAGGAAUAAGAACAGGGAGACUCCAGGCUGCUCUUCCCAUUGGGAGACUAACCCUUUUACGGCAGGUCAGCCUUGAUGAUGGCCCUGGACCACAGGAGCUUUUUCUCUCAGGCCUCCUUCUGUGGUCACCCUCGGUGUCUCUGGAGUCUGACUCCAGCUUUUCUGAGUCUCCUGGCCCUC